GCUUCACACUCCAUCCCUGUAGGUGGCGGAAAUUCACCUAAGGCUGGUUUGCCAACCGCCAAUAUAUAUUAUAAAAGAAGAAGAAGAGUAUCGUUUUGUAAUUUAUUUUAGCCACACCCACAAGGCAUUCAACCAAUCACACCCCAUCCUGCAAAGAGACCGCCUUUAUGGUUCCGCGUGCCAUUUAAACUCAAGUACAGCUGUAUGUUUUCGUUUUCUUCAGUGGUCCGAUGGAAGUUUAUUUUAGAUGAAUGGAGGUUCUGGUGAAAAUGUGGAUUUUAUUGCUGCUGCUCUCAGUGUGUUCAGAGACCGUCAUUUGCUACAGUGAUGGAAAAGUUGAAGCGGCUUGUGGGGACAUGACACCCCAACAUGGUCAUGAUCCCAGAACCAAAAACCCUCCAUUUAACCUCACAGCAGACAAAUCCCAAUUCAGCCCUGGAGAUGAAAUCAAAGUGACAUUAUCAAUGGUGCCUUCUUACGAGGGAAAGAAAUACAUCAAAGGAUUUCUUAUAGAAGCAAGAGAUGCUGUCAAUCUCGAUGAAAAAGUCGGAUCGUUUAAGUUAAUCAAUCCUGGAAUAUCCCAGCUUCUUACGUGCGACAGUAAAGAGGGCUCUGCUGUGAGUCACACCGAUAAAUCCCAUAAGACCGAGGUCCAGGUGAUCUGGGAAGCACCAUCUGACUCUCCUUCCACUGUGCAGUUUCUGGUAACUGUUGUCCAAGGCUUUAAAGAAUACUGGGUGAAGAGUCAAGGUCCCGUGGUGUCCCAAAAUGGUUUCACUCCUCCGCCACAAACCAGCUUUGGUGGGUCCAUUGGUGCCCAAACCACCCAAACCACAACUUCCUCAAUACUAUCACGUUCGUUCACUUCUGAGGGCUGUGGAAGCGAGAAGUCCUGUUUGAGAGAUCCAGAGGGCUGUGACCCACAAAACGACAACGCGUGUCACUUCCUGUCUUUUAGGGCAUUUGAAAGUAGUGUGAUGUUUGAGCUCAGUGGACCUGCGGAGGGUUACGUGUCCUUUGCCUUAUCAGAGGACAAAUGGAUGGGGAAAGAUGACGUCUACUUGUGUAUUAGAGACACCGACCGAGUUGAAAUCAAGGCUGCAUAUGUUUCUGGACGGACUCACCCAGAAUACUCUUCACAGAACGUUCUGAAAGACACAGCGUGGAGGCUGUCAGAUGGAGUGAUUCAGUGUAGCUUCCGCAGAGACAUAGUCCUCCCACCUGAGAAUCUGAACAGGUUCAGUCUGGACCAGAUGUACUACCUCUUCAUGGCUCAUGGUCGAGCUGAAGAUGGGCAAACUCAUCGACAUGACCGCCAGCCUCUGAUUUCAACCUAUCAGAGAGUUUUAACGGGACCUCCUGAGGAUCUAACUGGUUCUCGAUCACCCCUGCUCAUGAAAUAUCAUGGGGCUUUCAUGCUGAUCGCCUGGACAUCGACAGUCAGUGCUGGUGUCAUCAUGGCACGAUACUUCAAAUCAGAUUGGCCCGAAAGGAAUAUUUUGGGCCAAAAGGUCUGGUUUCAGUUACAUCGAAUGCUAAUGGCCCUCACAGUUCUACUCACCUUGGGCGGCUUUGUUUUGCCUUUUAUGUACAGGGGAGGCUGGAGCAAGCGGGCAGGAAUACACCCCUAUUUGGGCUGUGUUGUCAUGGCACUUGCUGUCAUCCAACCUGUCAUGGCACUUUUCAGACCUGCACCAGAUGCCUCAAGGAGAUAUAUCUUCAACUGGAUGCAUUUUGGAACAGGAACAGCAGCUCAAGUUGUGGCUGUUGUCACCAUCUUCCUCGGGAUCCAUCAGCAAGCUCUGUUCCUGCCUGCUCCGUGGUCCACAGGGGUCCUGGCAGCCAUUGUGGUGUGGUUUGUACUGGCAGAUUUGGUUCUGGAUGUCCAUCGAAGGGGAUAUUUCUCUAUAGGUAAAUAUUUAAAAAAUGUCAAAAUCUACACUGAACAUAUUAAUUCUGAUGACAUGGAGAUGGUGUUUGUUCCUGAUGAGAAUGAGACUUCUAGUGCGGAAUCUUGUUUUAAAAACAUAGUGCUGGCUAUUUAUCUUUGUGGAAAUCUGGGAUUACUAAAUGUUCUCCUUUGGACCAUCAGUGCAUUAUGACACACUCUCAGCAGUCAUUUACACAUUCACUAAUCAUGCCUAUUUUAAAACAAGCCAAAGAAAUAUAGAGUAGGAUUUAAUUACGACAGACAACCUGUCCAUUUACAUUGGUUAUUAGAAUGAAAUUGUUUGAUUUGUUUUUGGAUUACAUAUGUUCAAUAUAGCGUACCUUUUUUUUUUCUUUUCGUAAAGAACAACUUCUGCUCAUUUAAAUCUCUUCAUGAUUCACUUUUUUAAACCUUUAGAUCUGAAGAACAUCUAUUUUAUUGUGUGAUAUUUGGUGACCGCAUUCAAUUUAGUGUUUACAGAUCAAGUAAUUAUUCUUGAUGCUGUAUUAUAAUUUUUAUUUUAUUUUUUUCCUAAAUAUGAAUUAAUCAUGUUUUAACCACCUUAUUCUUGAUUCUAGUGCCUAAUAUUGGUUUAAAGACUACUUUUUAAAAUUACUGUUGCCUGAAAUGUAAAUAUUAUUAACAAUUUGUCUGUUUUGUACAAAGACUGAAUGUAGUGUGGAUGACAUGGAUCAUUUAUUUGAGUUUUCAAAUAGAUUCAAAUCACUUUUUUAAAUAAAACUUUUGAAAUUAAA
Molecule: messenger RNA, 2685 nt
Organism: Carassius gibelio (silver crucian carp)
Lineage: Eukaryota; Metazoa; Chordata; Actinopteri; Cypriniformes; Cyprinidae
Gene: frrs1b
Product: ferric-chelate reductase 1b
Exons: 16
Coding region: 252-2102 (616 amino acids)
Molecular function (GO): oxidoreductase activity, acting on metal ions
Source: RefSeq, a predicted model, not a curated record